AUGGCGCAGCAGCUGCAGCAGCAGCGGCAGGAACAGCAGCAGCAGCGGCAGGAACAGCAGCAGCAGCUGGCCGAGGUGGCGCAGCGGCUGCAGCGGCAGCGGCAGCAACAGCAGCAGCUGGCCGAGGUGGCGCAGCAACAGCUGCUGCUGCUACAGCAGCAGCAGCAGCAGCUGGGGGACGUUCAGAGGGGCAUGCGAGCAGGAAAGCUACAGGUGGCGGCGUUGGCAGGAAGCAUCGACGCGAUCGUGGAGUCCGCCGCGCGCAAGAAGCUUGGGCUCGACCGCGUCGUGGUGAAAGACCUGGCGUCCUGCGCCGAGCUCGUGGCGCCGGCCAGCUCAAACGCCGACGUGCCCCUCCUGGCGGAGCGGCUCUCGAACGUGUCGCAUUUCCGCCACUACCUGCUCCUGCUGGUGAGGCGGCUGGAGGAGACGGGCGCCGCUGGGGACCCGCAGGUGCUGGACGCCAUUCAGGAGCUGCGGCAGGUGCUGGAGCAGGGGGACCCGCCGGCUGCACAGAUACUGCAGGCCCUGGGGCCGCUGCACGUCGCGCUGUCCGGCGCCGCUGGAGCAGGCGGCGCCAGCGACGGCGACGGCGGCGGCCAGUGGUGGUCAAAGCCGCUGUCGCGCUGCUUCAAGCUCCUGGACGCGUCGCAGCGCGGCGCCGCGGCGCAGCACUUGAUGGAGGCGGACAGCCUGGGCGUGCCGCUCCUGGUGGCGCUAACGGCCGGCGAGCUUUGCGAGUCGAUGGUGUUUCACGGCGCCCCGGUCGUCGCGGCCGCCGGCCGCGGGGCCAUCAUACGCACUGCGGUGGUCACGACCAGCUCCUCAGGGCUGCCCGACGGCCGCAAGCGUGCGGCCAUGCAAGCCCAGGUGCUCGGCAAGGCGCUGGAGCUGCUUUUGCCCGAUGGCCAGGCGCCGUCCCCGCUCCAGCUGGAGGGUACCGUCUACGUGCACGGCUGGGCCAAUGGGCCCGGGGCGGCCUUGCCCGCAAGGCAGCUCAACGGCGUCCUGAUCCGGGUCAAGUUUUUUGAUUGUGUUGACGAGAUUUUUGAUUUUGCCGACUAG
This is a messenger RNA of Monoraphidium neglectum, 1065 nucleotides long. RefSeq lists its product as hypothetical. The transcript is spliced from 4 exons. The coding region runs from base 1 to 1065 and encodes 354 amino acids. Lineage: Eukaryota; Viridiplantae; Chlorophyta; Chlorophyceae; Sphaeropleales; Selenastraceae. The record is from RefSeq and is a predicted model, not a curated record.